Molecule: messenger RNA, 3279 nt
Organism: Rotaria sp. Silwood1
Lineage: Eukaryota; Metazoa; Rotifera; Eurotatoria; Philodinida; Philodinidae
Source: the annotation of a GenBank genome assembly
AUGUGUCUAUCCGAGAAUGAAUGUACUAGUAGAAUAUUUAAUACAUCAGAGAUCAUUUUUACAUGUUUAUCCGAUAUUGUAAUCAAUGAACUUCCAUUGUACAACUAUACUGCUGAUAAAUUGGCUAAUAUAACAUCAAUUAUAGUAAAUGGUGUUGACGACAAUACUCGAGGUCCGUUUACAUCAAUUCCUCCAAAUAUUUGUUUAUUACCUAAUUUAAAGAAUAUCGAUUUUUCAUAUAAUCGCAUUGGUCAAGUCGAUCCAGCAAACGUAUUGAGUGAUUGUUUAUCUAGUGUGACUACAUUCGAUGUUAGUGAUAAUAAUAUAUCUGAAUUUCCAUCUGCUAUGAUUUAUAAUAUGCCAACAUUACAGAAGCUUUAUUUUCGAUUUAAUCAACUUACUGAUGUACCUGGCAAUGUUUUUUUUAAUUUAUCAAAUCUAGACAUAAUUGAUUUUUCACAUAAUUCUUUGACAAAUUUUGAAUUAUGGGCUUUGUUAGUGAAUAAAAGCGCAGACUUUAGCAACAAUCAAAUUUCUACUAUAACGAAUACUGCUUUUUAUAAUAUAUCUGAAUAUACAUUGUCAGAUGCAACAAUUAAUCUCACUAAUAAUAGCGCAACGAUAAAUUUAACUGAUGUCGUAUAUGAAAUGUAUGGUUCAUGUAGUGAAGUUUAUUAUUGGCUCAAUUCAUCCACGCCAGAUCCACUAAUAACUAAACCAAUAUUGUCUUCAGCUCUGUCGUAUAUUGAUUUUGGAACAACUAGAAUUAACUGUAGUUGUGAUCAAUCUUAUAUUGUGGCAAUGAUUUCUACGAUUUUUGCUGAUAGUAAUCCAGCAGCAACUUCAAGAAUACCAAUAUACAGCGCAAAAUGUCUCGAUGGUACAUUAUUUAUUGACAAUACUUGUACUUUUGAUAUUGAUCUACCUAAUUCAUCUGUCGAUUUUUCAAAAGUUUAUCCAAGACAAUGCAAAAUUUAUGAAUAUGAAUCUGGUAAUCUGACUACUAUUUCGAAUAUCAGUGUUCCUACCAUAAAUGUGUCAACUUAUCCACAUUAUGAAACCAAAAUGAUGGAACCAGGUGCAUGUUUCUUUAAUUUUUCGAAUAUGACUACAGUAAGAAUUAAAUGUACAAAAGACAUAUCAGAUUCAUCGACUAUUCCUUCCGAAUUACUUUCAAGUGAUUAUUUUUCUAAUAUUAGACGUGUUGAUUUUGCUCGUUCUAUCUCAUCUUUACCAUCAUAUAUUUGUUCAUUACCAUCACAUGAUAUUGAUUUGAGUUUUCAAUCAUUCACCAUACUUAAUGAUGAAACAUUUCCAUGUCUUGAUUGGUUUCGUUCAGUUAGCUUAGCUAAUAAUCAAAUGACAUCCGUAAAUAUGAGAAGUGGUAAUUUUACUAAUUUAACUUUACUUGACCUAUCAUCAAAUCAACUUACAGGAAUUCCUUAUUCAAUUCUUAUACCUACGCCAAGUUCUUUGCGUUUUCUUGAUUUAAGAAAUAAUUCAAUUACUUCAAUUGAUCUUUUUCUUUACACACUUAAAAAUAUUACAAUCGAUCUUAGGGAUAAUCCAAUAAAUAUUUCAAGUAUUAUUAAUCCACUAAAUGUAACAUUACCAUUAGCGAAUAACACAAAUUCAACAACCAUUAUAACUUUUCCAUCAUCUGUAACGAAUAGUACAUAUAUUUUCAAUGAUCAAACAGCUUUAACUGCUGGUACAUGUAAUCGUUAUGCUGUUCUAGCAUAUCGAAAUACUCUUCAAUCGGUCUACAAUAAUAUUUUACUAGAUUGUACAUGUGCAUCUAUAAAUUUGAAAGAAAUUUUUUUACGAAAUCAAUCUGAUAUUACUCAAGAUUUUACUUGUUCAAAUGGAACAUCAACAGUUAGUUUUAAUGCUUUAACAAUUUUAUCUUGUGGAUCGGCGACUUUGAAUUUUUCGUCAGGAUUAUGUUUGAAUGAAUCAUUACAGACAUUUUUGGAUAACACAACAAUGGAAUCUUUAAGCACUCAUGUUCAGUUAACUAGUACUUCUCUAACUAUUCUUAUAAUAAAUUCAUCAUCAUCAUCAUCACCAAAUGUAACAAAAAAUCAGCAAUAUAUAAGUUUACCUGAAUUCGAAGGAAAAGGUAUUGACUUUUAUACACUACAAAUAACUAAUAACUCAAAACAAUUAUCAACUCUAUAUAUUGAAACAAUAACAUCAAAAAACUCUUCUUACUCAAAAUUUACGUCAAUAUCUUCGUCAAGUGAUAGUCAUUCAAUGACUAUUUCAUCGGCAAUAAAUCCAAUAGCAAUUUCAAUCGACACCACAACUACAUUACCGACUAUACCCUCUCUUUCUAGUAUAUUAUUAACAACUAAUGCAACAGAAACAGUAACAGAUAACAAUAUGAUGAUCAGUACGGACUGGACAACAACGACAACAACGACUACAACGUCAACUUCAACUUCAACUACAACGUCAACCUCCUCUACGACUACAACGUCAACCUCCACUACGACUACAACGUCAACUUCGACUACAACUACAAGCGUAACUACUACCUCGUCUUCAACAUCAACAUCUACUUCAACCACAACGACAACUACAACAACCAGCGUAACUACUACUUCGACUUCAACAUCAACAUCUACUUCAACCACAACGACAACUACAACAACCAGCGUAACUACUACCUCGACUUCAACAUCAACAUCUACUUCAACCACAACGACAACUACAACUACGACGACUACGAAGACAAUUGCUGCGAUUGAUUCAAGUACAAAUCGUACUGGCUUAAUUGUUGGUCUUGUUCUUGGUUUAGUGGGAUUUUUUGCAUUAGUUGGUGGUUUUAUCGCUGCUAUUGUUGUUCUCAAAGCAAGGGCUGCAAGCAAUGCUACAGUAACAAAUAAACCGGUCGUUCGAACAAUGGCUAUCAGUCAAGCACCUCCAGAUUCUCUCUUAGAAUCUCGUUUACAAACAAGAAAUUUACGACCUGUUCGAUUGACACCACUUACUACUCAAACAUCGCAAUUACCUCGGCCAUCUUUUGGUUCGGUAGUAUCUGAAACGACUACUACACAUGCUUCAAUGACAAAAUUGCAUAGAUCUGAUCCACAAAGAUCGUCAAGAGGUAUUCCACUUCGACUUGAUGCAAUUAGGUCAGCAAGCAGUAUUGUUCCACAAUAUGCACCAAGUUCAUAUACUUCUAAUAAGCCUUCUAAUUAUGAUCCUAUAAAUAAUUUAUCUAAAACUCAACGUCCUUAUCUUCAUCAACAAGUUCAAGAACCAAGAGCCUGA